Rotaria sordida is the source of this 231-nucleotide messenger RNA. Lineage: Eukaryota; Metazoa; Rotifera; Eurotatoria; Philodinida; Philodinidae. The record is from the annotation of a GenBank genome assembly.
AUGACACGUCUUGGAGGAUAUUUUGUUUUUUUAAUACAAUACAUUAAAUUGAGUUUUUCAUUAAUACUUCAAUGUAAAGUAUUAUUACCAUUGAAAAAUAUUGAUGAAAUAAUACAAAUUGGUGCUUUGUCAAAUCUUCUAUUUGAAUAUUCAUCUGUUGCUACUAAUCAAAGACGAACAUGUAAAUUUAAUUUUCUUAAUGAAAAAUCAACAGUUCUUGCAACUGACUAA